This is a messenger RNA of Didymosphaeria variabile, 1872 nucleotides long. RefSeq lists its product as uncharacterized. The record is from RefSeq and is a predicted model, not a curated record. The coding region runs from base 1 to 1872 and encodes 623 amino acids. The transcript has a single exon. Lineage: Eukaryota; Fungi; Ascomycota; Dothideomycetes; Pleosporales; Didymosphaeriaceae.
AUGAUAAGCUCGAUUUACGAAGCACUUCCACAAGACCCAGCAGAACAGUAUAUCCGUACAAUCAAGCUUUACCCAGGCACCCGUGACGACCCUCUGCAGAUCGAAUUUCAGCUUCAUCAAAUUGGUUCGAAAAUUGUUUCACCGUAUGAGGCCAUCUCCUGGGUGUGGGGCAAUCUUUUAGACAAUGCAACAUUGCUGUAUAACGGCGAAACCAUCACCAUACGGCAGAACCUAGAGGACGCGCUGCGAGUCUUUCGUUUCGCCGACCGUCCACGUUUGCUGUGGGCCGAUGCACUUUGUAUCAAUCAAAAAGAUGCGGAAGAAAAAUCAAGGCAGGUCGCUAUGAUGGGUACAAUAUACGCAAAUGCGUCCGGCGUCCUCAUCUGGCUCGGUAACGAUCAUGAGAAACGGGCUCCUAUUGCGUUCGGAGAGAUAAAAAUGCUUGCCGACGCUUAUACCUUGAAUGCUGGAGAAGAGGAAUACUGUAGGUGGAGCGAUGAUGUGAAUCAGCUAGAUGCCAAUGCCUGGAAUGGUAUCAGAUCUUUCUUCCAGAACGACUGGUUCAAUCGUAUUUGGGUACAGCAGGAAUUUGGCAUGAACGCAAACGCUACCUUUUACUGGGGUGCAUCGACAAUCUCGAGGAAAACAAUGCGCGCGUUCUACCGCUGGUUCAGCGAGAGUAUCGACAACGGCAACAGUAGCGUAGUCACAGAGCUAAAGAGAUACUCGCCGGGCAGCUUUUUAACAACCAUGCGGCUAUCAGAGACAAUCUUCUCGGGCUUCAACUUCCUCAGAGUGCUGGCAGUGAGCCAUAGGCUACUUGCCACUGAUCCACGAGACUACGUCUACGGAUUCCUCAAUUACCCUUCGGCGAGAAGUCCUCCGCAUAACAACAUUCUCGUAACUCCAGAUUAUAGCAAAACUGUGGAGGAGGUUUAUUUUGACGUUAUGAUUGCGCUGAUCCAAGAACCACGUUAUGGGCUUCAGGCAUUAGCUUUGGUUUACCAUACGCCAACUACAUUGGCAUCGGAAACCCCAUCAUGGGUAGCAAGGUGGCAUCACAGAACACCAAAUCCCGAAGUACCUGACGUAGACCUUGAUGAACGGUGUGUUAUUGGAGGUUGUUGGCGCAAGCGGUGGGAUGUCUUGCCAUCAAGUCCAAUAGUGUUCCAAAGGAAACGAGAUAUCGACGCAGGCAAGACCACGAUGGCGGGAUACACCAUUGGGAGAAAGUUCCUAUCAAUAGGAGGCGUGCUUGUUGAUCGUGUCGAGAGCGCAUGGGAACAUCCGCAAUCGCGGCUACUUGCUCUCUGGGUGGCAGCACUCUUGAAAUCCGACGAGCUGUCAGUCAUACCGCCGGAGGCAAUAGCUGAGCAUCUCGGCCCCGACUUACAAUCUAUGACGACGUGGCUUGAAACAACUCCCUACGACGACGUUGUGUUUGCAGCUGCGCUUACACUAUGCUGCGGCUUGCUGAGUAUAACGACUCAUCUGCGGGCCCUCGACCACCUCGACGACUUUGAACGAGUCUUCAACGCCUUUUGUGCUACAAAAACCAACAUCACCCAUCCAUCCUUCUCAACCGACAGUCCUGGUCUGGCAAAGCCAGCAGACUUCCAGCUAGUUAUCAACGAAUAUUGCUCGAAGCGAAAUUUUGUGCGCAGUGAAAAAGGAUAUUUUGGCCUCGCGCCAUCACUUGCUAUGAAGGGUGACUUGAUAGCCGUAUUCGCACAUGCUGCUCUCCCAUACAUCAUAAGGCCUGUAUCCGAAGGUGAUUACAAGCUAAUCGGGCAUUGCUAUGUUCAUGGUAUCAUGAAUGGCGAAGCCUUUGAAACCCUGUCACUGCCGAUCACAGAGAUCAAUCUCGUUUAA